AAAUUCUUGGAGGAUUUGAAAGAAGCGGAAGGGGAAGCGACGAAAACAGCGAACUGCUUCCUUCACCACGACUCAGGGUUUUCCGUUUACAACGAAUACUGCCAAAACUACCCCACGACGAUGGAAGUUUUAGGACAGUUAACCAGGGACGAAAAAAUGGCUGCUCUCUUCAGAGAAAAACAAAUAGCUUUAGGACACGCCCUACCUCUAGGAUCAUAUUUGUUGAAACCAGUGCAACGGAUACUUAAAUAUCAUCUCCUGUUACAGCGACUUUCCAAGCAAUGCGACCCGCUACACAAACCAGCAGUGGACUUGGCUUUAACGACGAUGACCGGCAUAGCUUCUGAUAUCAACAACAUGAAACGGAAGCACGAACAUGCUGUCAGAGUUCAAGAAAUCCAAGCUCAAUUAUACGGUUGGAACGGACCAGAUCUCACCGCCUUGGGGGAACUCAUAGCUGAAGGGACGUUCAGAGUCGUUGGAGCGAGAGGUCGAAGACAUGUCUUUCUGUUUGAGAAGGUUUUGCUGUUGGCCAAAAACAAGCAAGGAGGAGCUCUGGCGUACAAGAGCCAUAUUAUGGUGAGUAUACAAGAUGUGAACAACGACAAAUGGUCACCUCUAAAACAAAAUUCGACCCCCCAUUAUCUAGAACGCAGAAGUAGGGUAAGAAAAACCCGGGAUUUCAGCAACAGAAGAGCUGCCUCUCAAGACCGCACAUUCCCUACAUUAGCAAAUUGGAGAAGAAAGUCUGAACCGAGCAUGGUACCGCAAUAUAACCCCAAAAAAGCUGUGAAAGUCAAGAAACACAAGGAAUCUCAAAGUGCCACCUUUUACACGGAUUUAUCUGACUCAGAAAACUGCGCUGAUGAAUCUUUGGAGAAUAUACAGCAGAAUUUGAAUGAAAAUACCGCUGAAGAACUGAAAGAGGAGGAAAGGACUGACUGUGUUAAUAAUAAUUUGGAACAAAUUGUGUCGGAUAUUCUUAUGCAAAAUCAAAGUUUCCACAAAGCAUUCAAUAGACAAACAGGAAGAAAAACCGUCACAAGCGAUCCAUCUUCUGUUUGGUGCGAAGAAAAAGUAAAAUUGCCAACGAAAGCGGAUUCUUUGCCAAGAUCCUUUCAGUUAUAUGAUCAACCCGAUUCGACUAAUGGAGUAGAGUGCAAAAAUGAAAGACUAGUGUUGGAUAUGUCAUUGAAAGAGAACCCCGAUUUUGAUGUUGAAGAGCAGCAAGAAAAUGAUCUCUCUUCUCAAUUAGAUGACACCGAGCAUCCUGAUCAUAAAAUUUACCGAAAAAGUACGAUACGCUUCAGCAUUUUGCAACGAAUCCGGCAUAUUAUGUCAGAAGAGCAGAAGAGAAUCCAAAAAUACCCCAUUCGCAAACAGGGGUCUAAGAGCAUGGGCGAAAAAAUUGCACAUCCCGACUAUGUAGAUCCUCAAAAACUUUUUUUAGGUUCAGACAGUUGCAGUCAGAUAGAUCUCUCGCAAGACAAAAACGAAGAAAGUGAUACCCUUGGUGAACCGGAGCAGCUUGAUCUAACAAUCAAUGAGAAAGACGUACUUAACGAGUUGGAAAAGAGGUUGAAUGGUGGCGCCACAGUUUCCGAUACAGGCCAGGAUCAUAACUCUAGUCACAGCUUUAUUUCUAGUCAAAGUUCGGAUAGCUAUUACGAGAAGAUCCUGGAGGAUUCUUUGAAAGAGGAGUACAUCAAGGAUUCCACUGGGAAAUUGGUAGCAAAGCAGGACUCUUUUAGCAGCAACGAAGACAGAUCCAGCUUAAACCAAAAAUUCUUAUUGGACAAGAGACCAAUGGUCAAAAGGCCGACCAAAGCGCCCCCACCUAUACCUCAAAAACCUUCAGGACUAAGCUUAAACGCGGGUCCAGUCAAAAUCGUUACGGAGAAGAUCAGUACCAAGACUGUAAUCAAGGAGAGCACCACUAAUGGUACUACCGUCACAGAAAACGUUAGUUCUACGACUACUUCAAGUACGAAUUCCAGUUGGGUUAAAGCGAUGGUGGGGAGGUUCGAAUGAUUAAAGGAGUAGAUUUAAUUGGUUGGUGGUUAAAUUUCAGAACCAAUAAGGGAUUGAUUAUCAUUAAACUAGAUAUUAGUACAAAUUUUAUUGAACGUACUUAGUGUUAGUUCAGAUUUAGUAAAAAAAUUGUCGAUAUAUCAAGUUGACAAUAUGAUGAUAAAUAAGAAAGAUAGUGUCAAAAUAAUAUUUUUUACAAAUAUAGAAAUACGUAUAUAACGCAGAAUUAUAGUUAUAAAUAUAUUGGGUAAAAAGUAAAAUACAAAUAGUUUCAAUAAAUUUUGUUAUUUGUUUUUUUUAUCAGAAAUUCUAUCAUGAUUUCUUUCGUUCAUAUUCUCGUAUCGUUCCUUAUUACAGAUGACAAUAUGAUGGUUUCAAUAUGUAGUUCAUUCCCUUAGCUUAGAAAUAUUGUGACAGAUUCACUGUGGGAAACAUAAAAGACACAAAAUUACUACCUUUCACUAUUAAUAACCCAAAUAAAUUUUGUUUUUUAAAACAAAACUGCAUCAACUGAAACAAAAGUUUAUUUUUGAAAUUUUAUACCCAUUAGAAGUGGAAAGUUUUUAAUGAAAAUUAAUGAAUAUACCUUUUACAGCCUUUUUUCAAUGUAAAAAUGCUGGAUCAAUACGUUUAGUUGGUCUAUUAAUAGUGAGAGGUAGGAAUUUUUGUGUUGUAUGUUUACGAUCAUGACAAAUUUUGACAUUCUUUUUUUUUUUUCAUUUUUAAUCAUGAGGCAAAUAUUCGCGCACUAUCCGCGAAACCUGGCAGCAAUCUGUCAACAUUGUCUAAUUUCAGAUUUUAGGCAACUGCAUUUUCUACUCUAGUAAUUUUAUUACACAAAAUAUAAUUUUAUGUCUUGUAUUAAAUGUCAUAAAGAAAUAUGUUUAAAUAAUUUUUUAAUCAACUUAUUUGAAAUGUUUUUAAAUCAUUUUUUAAUCAGUUUAUUUGCUUUUUUGUGUACGGUUUUUUUUCGUCUUUUAUGCGAAAAAUGUUCUUAACCUUCGUCUUCCCACGUCGGUAAAAUUACGUGGAGUCCCACGUGGGUUCCAUUUGUACCCCAGAGAAAAAAAUGCGUAUAUUUAAAAAAAGGGUAUAUCGAACAAAAAAAUAAUUUUCAUCAUUUAAUUAAAUUAACUGUAGGAAUAAAAAAUAAAUAUUAUGACCGAAAAUUAGUCUAAAGUUUCUUGGCAUCGGGUGCAAAUUACUUCCUUGAUUUGGUGUUCUUCCUACCUUUUGCCUACCUAAAUCAACCAAAAUACCCAAAUCACCUUAGAUAUGCGGAUGAUAUACUCCUGAUCUCCUCGGAACGGCAAGAACUGGAAUUAAUGCUGAAUGAACUUCAUGAAAAAUCACUACAAAAAGGCCUAAAAAUUAACUUCAACAAAACAAAAGUAAUGACAAACACGGAAGACCAAGAGGCAAUAAAAAUAAAAACAGAAAAAUAGAACAGGUAAAUGAGAAUAUCUAUCUAGGACAAACAAUCAGAGCUAACAGAGAAAAUCAAACAGCCGAAAUAUCGAGACGAGUAAGAAUGGGAUGGGCAGCGUUCGGCAAACUUUCUUACGUUCUAAAAAAAUCAAACAAUCCCUCUAUACUUACGAAGCAAGGUAUAUAACUCCUGUAUAAUACCGGUGCUCACCUACGGAGCACAGACAUGGACAUUUACACUGGCCAAUUUGGAUAGGAUAAGAAAGGCACAAAGAGCGAUGGAGAGACAAAUGUUGGGUGUAUCACUUAGAGAUAGAAAACGUAACCAGUGGAUUAGAACCAGAACAAAGACAGUAGACGCGAUGGAACAAGCAGCAAAACUUAAAUGGAAAUGGGCUGGACACAAUGAACGUCUCCAAGACGGACGAUGAAACAAUGCCAUCGGAAAGUGGCGUCCAUACAAUGCAAAGAGAUCAAGAGGCAGACCACAGAUCAGGUGGAAAGAUGACAUCAGGAAACAAGGAGGUCCCACAUGACAGAGAACAGCUCAAGAUAGGGAAAGAUGGAGAGAACUGGGGGAGACCUAUAUCCAAUAAUGGAAGGAAUGGAAUAGGUUAAAAAAAAAUGGUGUUCUGCAUAUACAAAAUUUUUACACUGCUUACAAAAUUGCCUUGAUUUACGAUCUUUAUUUCGACUACAUAAGUAGCAACGUCCACUUGAAGAUCAUUCACAGGCUGCUUCUAUUUGCAUCUUCACCAGCGCCAACUUUGGAACGACAUCUUGCAUGUACUGCUUCAACGUCUUACUCAAUCGUAUUCCCUCAUUAUAUCGCCUGGUAAUAUUUUCUUUUACUAAAGCUUCUCCUAGAUUUAGUAAAAAAUUGCGUCUAUCAUCUUUUUCUCUACAUGAAUCCGAGUACUUGAUACACCAUAAGAUGUAAGCGUUCAGGCCAGAAAUAUCCAAUAUUUGGAUUAUUUGGACACUGCCAUUGGCCAUCGGUUGCAUAUCCUACGAGCGGAGUAUUGCUUUACCAACUUAUCUGUGGUAUCUACUGCACCUUUUGUAUGAUUAUAGUGCAGUAUAAGUGAG
Molecule: messenger RNA, 4548 nt
Organism: Diabrotica balteata
Lineage: Eukaryota; Metazoa; Arthropoda; Insecta; Coleoptera; Chrysomelidae
Source: the annotation of a GenBank genome assembly